AUGUCACAGGAGAAUGUGGAGAACAUGUUAUCCAGCUACACUCCCACGUACAUUGAAGAAAAGGACGCAAGAUGCGGAGGGGUGGAGGUCUUUUACGGGAUGACAACCGGUGAAGGAGCAGAUGCCACGGAUCUGAUGCUUCCAGCCUCUUUGAAGGAGUUUUGGGUCCAACAGCAGGCGAAUUCUGCGCAUGUCAUGGGGAAGAAUCCGGAGGAAGUCACCGAACAACGCAAGGCCUAUUCGCUCUAUGGCAUGUGGGAAGAGCUGAGCGCGCGAGCCGAGGCAUCAGCCAGUCUUCCGCGCAUCAUGCCCAGCAAGUCUUACUUGAACCUGGCGGUCGUGCCAAAGCCCGACGACCAGCAGAAGACUCUGGAACUCAAGGGCGUGAAACGCAUCGUGGUAGAUCCGCACAGCGAGUUUCGCUUGGUCUGGUCUCUGAUCGCGUUGCUCUUCGUGGUCUUCGAUGCGAUCUCCAUUCCAGUGAUGGUGAGCUGGGAGAUUCCAAGCUCGGAGUUGGUGGGGAUUCUGUUGCCCAUGAACUUCUACUGGACCAUGGACAUGUUCUUCAGCGCCCAAACAGGCGCGCUGAAUAAGGGCCGGGUGCGAGAGCCGGUUGAUGGGCUGACGCCGACGGCGGCCAAGUGGGCACGGAAGUGGUGUCAAGUGGAGCCCCAGCUGAAGACGCCCUACGAGGACCAUGCCGAACUGCGGGAGAGCCUCUGCGACGAAGACGGCUGCGAUGAAUACUCCCUGGGCUCCAGGUUCUGCCUCAGCUGGAUGGGUCUACCCCACAAGACCCCGCGUGCAUUGAUGGGCGAGCCCAGCUGGCACCACUGUCUUACGGCAGGUCUGUACGAGCGACCGCCAGACAGCCACGUGCAACACCCGGCUCCCUUGCUUUUCUGCCCCAACUCCUUGCCUUUGGCGGUCCUACAGACUCCAAAGGCAGGUUCCACAGCCUUCACGCACUGGAUGCACACCAUC
Cladocopium goreaui is the source of this 984-nucleotide messenger RNA. The record is from the annotation of a GenBank genome assembly. NCBI's taxonomy places the organism in Eukaryota, Dinophyceae, Suessiales, Symbiodiniaceae.